GCAGAAAAAACUGAUCGACCCCUUUUCGUGGCUAACUCAUCACUGGUAGUAAUAGUUUUAAAGGGACCGAGGAGGCUACAAAAUCGUACGUAGGAGGAUUCAAAGUUUGAGAAAAAUCGCCGGCCGGAGAUUGCAUGAAGUUUCCAACCCCCUUCAAUAUUCGUGCUUUUCUUCCUAAAUUACUGUUUCGGUUCCUGAAAACAAUGUUAUCGCAAGUGUUUGACCUUAAAAUUAAAUGAUGUCAGUCCCAGCCGAGAAGACAGGCCGGAUUGCUUUCCUCCAUUAAUGGAACAGCAAGCGGCGGAGACGAGGAGAUGUUCAGCAAAUCAUAUAGCAGCGCGACCGAGAUGGAGGAGGAGGAUGGUGAGAGUUCGAGUGACUUCUUCGAGAUAAACCGUGGAUUACUCUUUGGAGAUCAAGAGUACGACUACGAGGCAAGUUUGUUUUCUUUUGAUUUUCAGACCUGGAACGAUUGUGUCUUUGUGGCAGUCGGCGACACAGAGUCGAGCUCGAGCAUGGGUGCGCUGGCGUGGACCCUGAAGCGCCUUGUUAGCCCCUCCACCGUGCUUCGUCUCCUGCAUGUCUUCCCGGUUAUACGCUACAUUCCAAGUCCAUUAGGACUGCUUCCAAGGAGUAAAGUGAAUCCGGAGCUGGUGCAGAAUUACGUGAUGCAGGAAAGAGGCAAGCGGAGGAAGCACCUCCAAAAGUUUCUUGAUGCAUGCUCUGUUUCCAAGGUAAAAGUAGAUGUAAUGCUGGUCGAAGGUGAUAACAUCACAAAGGCUAUCGUGGACCUUAUUCCGAUUCUCAAUAUCAGAAAACUAGUGCUUGGAACCACCGAAUCAAGUUUAAGGAAAUCAGAGUCAAAAAGAGGAAAUGGGAUUGCUGAUCAGAUCCUUCACAAUGCACCCGAAACCUGUGAGAUUAAGAUCGUCUGUGGGGGGAAGGAAGUCAUUGACCGGAUGAUUGUUUGGCCCUCUCCAAGCAGCAAUAGCAAGUCUAAAUCCAUGCGAGAAGGAAAAGAAGAUAAACCCCAUGCUUCCUUCUUGUGCAUGUGUUUUAACUUUAAGACCCAUGUUUAGGUACUU
Juglans microcarpa x Juglans regia is the source of this 1085-nucleotide messenger RNA. Its product is annotated as U-box domain-containing protein 35-like. The record is from RefSeq and is a predicted model, not a curated record. The transcript has 4 exons. The coding region runs from base 315 to 1079 and encodes 254 amino acids. Lineage: Eukaryota; Viridiplantae; Streptophyta; Magnoliopsida; Fagales; Juglandaceae.